AAAUCCCACAGUCACGUACAAUUCUAUUCUCUGUUACAUUCGAGACUAUCCUAUUGCUCUAAUCAAAAAUGUUAAGUGUUCGAUCAACACUCGCUCCUGCUAUCCGCCGAAUCGCGACCCGUACAUUCGCGGCGGGUGCCGACCUCAACAAAACGUUGUUGGAAACUGACCCGGAACUCAGUCAGUUGAUCGAGCAGGAAAAGGCUCGUCAACGCAACAGUCUCGUGUUGAUCGCCAGCGAGAAUUUUACUUCGAAGGCGGUAUUGGAUGCUCUUGGCUCUGUCCUUUCUAAUAAGUACAGUGAGGGAUAUCCAGGAGCCCGAUACUACGGAGGUAACGAGAACAUUGAUCAAGUCGAGCUGCUCUGUCAAAAACGUGCUUUGGAGGCCUUUCAUCUUGACCCCGCUGAAUGGGGUGUCAACGUUCAGUCCCUCUCAGGUUCACCGGCAAACUUUCAGGUUUACACUGCGUUGCUCGAAACACAUGCUCGCAUAUUAGCCUUGGACCUUCCGCAUGGAGGCCAUCUUUCUCAUGGAUACCAAACUGCCACGAAGAAGAUUUCUAUGGUGUCACGGUACUUUGAGUCAAUGCCAUACCGUCUCGAUGAAUCCACUGGAACCAUUGACUACGAUCAGAUGGAAAAGAGUGCCGAUCUCUUUCGUCCCAAGAUGAUUGUUGCUGGCGCUUCGGCAUAUUCUCGAUUAAUUGAUUAUGAACGCAUUCGCAAGAUCGCUGACGGUGUGGGUGCCUAUGUCAUGUCCGAUAUGGCGCACAUUUCUGGGUUGGUCGCCGCGCAGGUCAUUCCUUCCUGCUUCGAAUAUUCCGAUGUGGUGACUACGACAACGCACAAGAGUUUGCGUGGACCACGGGGCGCCAUGAUUUUUUACCGCAAGGGCCAGAAAGGUACCGACAAGAAGGGGAACCCGAUUAUGUAUGACUUGGAGGAGAAGAUCAAUUUUACCGUAUUUCCUGGUUUGCAGGGCGGCCCUCAUAACCACACGAUCGGCGCGCUGGCUACAUGCCUCAAACAAGCUGCCACCGCUGACUUUGUUGUCUACCAAAAGCAAGUAUUGAAGAACUCGUCUCGCCUGGCCGAGGAACUCAACAAAUUGGGAUACACCUUGGUGAGUGGGGGAACAGAUAAUCACUUGGUCUUGAUUGAUGUUAAGUCUUCCGCUAAGAUUGACGGAGCCCGUGUCGAGCGCAUUUUGGAGCUGGCUUGUAUUGCGACGAACAAAAACACCGUGCCGGGUGACACCUCGGCGUUGAUGCCUGGCGGUAUUCGAAUGGGAACGCCAGCGUUGACGUCUCGUGGUUUCAAGGAAGAUGACUUUACCAAGGUAGCCCACUUUUUUGACCGCGCUGUCAAGAUUGCCGUCAAGCUUAAGAAUACGGACCAGGGGGCAAAGCUCAAGGGAUUUCGUGAGAUGUGUGCCGUUGGUCCCUCGGUUGACGCUGAUUUGGUUCAGCUUCGUCAUGAUGUUUCCGAAUUUGCUUGCUUAUUUCCCACAGUGGGAUUCAAUGAGGAUGAGAUGACAUUUGAAGGCGAAUACAAUGUUGACUUUGUUGCUUAGGAAGGAUUGUCCAAGCGGUGAAAACAAUCCUGAGAGAGUUUCAUAGUCUUUGAGUAAUAGAUCUCGUCUUGAUUGGCUUUUAA
Phaeodactylum tricornutum CCAP 1055/1 is the source of this 1657-nucleotide messenger RNA. RefSeq names its product serine hydroxymethyltransferase (gene SHMT2). Gene Ontology annotation, biological process: folic acid metabolic process; L-serine catabolic process; tetrahydrofolate interconversion. Gene Ontology annotation, cellular component: cytoplasm. The record is from RefSeq and is a predicted model, not a curated record. Lineage: Eukaryota; Bacillariophyta; Bacillariophyceae; Surirellales; Neidiaceae. The coding region runs from base 69 to 1574 and encodes 501 amino acids. Gene Ontology annotation, molecular function: serine binding; glycine hydroxymethyltransferase activity; pyridoxal phosphate binding. The transcript has 2 exons.